AAAGCGCCGCGCGCCGCAGGGGCUUUUGACGAUGGGAGGGACCCACGGGAGAAUUUCCAGCCCCGUGAUUUGCUAAUCGGGGGCCCGGUUUCUCCCCUUCUGUCAUCGCCCCUCAAGUGUAAACGUAGCCGCGGUGCGCGCAGGAUCUUUGCCCGGCCCUCCUCCUCGCCCGUGGACCCAGCAAGUGUAGCCACUGCACUCGGCGCGCCUUGGUCAGAGCCCGGGAACGGAGGAUCGGGGGCCCCCACGGUGGCUGCAAGACAGAAGAGGCGUUUACAACUCCCCACUCAUGGCUUUCUUCUAGCACACUCGUGGAAGGGACGUGACUUUAAGAACCAAAAACAAAACCCCCAAAAAACCUUGCAAAGUCGCAGUGAGGCUUGACUGCGACCAUGGAGAUGCAGAGGUGGUCCACCAGGUGGAAAACGAAAAGGUGGCUUAUGGAUUCCACUGUCACGACAUUGCUCACGUUUACCCUGCUUCUACAGGCGUCCACGGCAGCACAGCCGGUGGACGUGCUCCAAAUUUUAGGAUUUCAAAAUUACCCCGAAGGAGUGACAAAAACGUCUGGAUUCUGCACAAACCGAAGAGCGUCGAAGCCGGACGCCGCUUACAGAGUUGGCGAGCAGAUCCAGAUCAGUGCCCCCACGACGCAGCUAUUCCCUGAAGGCGUUUUCCCCGAUGACUUCUCCAUCCUGACCACGGUGCGCCCCAAGUCCGGCCUCCAGUCCUUCCUGCUGUCAGUUUACAACCAGCAGGGGGUCCAGCAGCUCGGCGUGGAAGUGGGACGCUCGCCCGUUUUCUUGUACGAGGACCAGACGGGCAAGCCGGCCCCGGAGGACUACCCUCUCUUCCGCACCCUCAACCUGGCGGACGGGAAGUGGCAUCGUGUGGCCAUCAGCGUGGAGAAAAAAACGGUAACCAUCAUCGUGGACUGCAAGACCAAGAUCACCAAGCCUCUCCUCAGAAGUGACGACACCUCCAUCAGCACCGACGGCAUUACCGUCUUUGGCACCAGGAUCCUCGAUGAGGACUUUUUCAAGGGCGACAUCCAGCAACUUCUGAUCGUCGCCGAUUCCAAAGCGGCGUACGACUACUGUGAACAUUACAGCCCGGACUGUGACAUACCCCACGGGGAAUCCUUGCAGGCCCAGCAGGCCCAGGAAGAGUACACCACUGAUGGUUUAGACUACUCUCAGUUCUAUGAUUAUGCCGAGGGAGCCGCAGACAUCGUUCCCACUGACGACGAGUAUACCGAGCCGCAGCUAAACAAUGUAGAAGGAGAUUACAAUACAGGCAUUGACUACGGAACUGUAGAUGAUUCUCAGACUCAGUCCCCCUUUGCCACGCAUGGACCCAGUGAGGCUGUGGAGGAGGAUGCAAUCGGUGAUUAUGUCACCGAAGCCUCUCCCCUUGCUCCGGAGCCCGCCGUUGUCCCAGAAACGGCGGACAGCGUGGACAUCGGUGCAGAAGCAUAUGACUUGAAGGACUAUGACCUAAAGGAGUAUGACUUGGGCGAGGGUGACAACAGGUUGUAUGAUUACGGGGCAUAUGAUGAGUACGGCGCUGGCCCCUUGAAGCCUACGGACGAGGACGUGGGGCCUGGGGUGGCUGCAGAAACGGAGAGCACCGUCGCUGGGACCGGAGGAGUCCUGGGCGUCAAGGGAGAGAAAGGCGAGCCGGCUGUGAUUGAACCGGGCAUGCUGAUUGAAGGACCACCAGGACCCCCUGGGCCAGCUGGUCUCCCAGGUCCCUCUGGCCUGCACGGACCCCCAGGCACUGCUGGAGAUUCCGGUGACAGAGGUCCUCCUGGUCGUGCCGGGCUGGCUGGGGCCGACGGCUUGCCAGGGCCCCCUGGUACCAUGCUCAUGUUGCCGUUCCGUUUCGGCGGGGACGGCGAGAAGGGUCCAGUGGUCUCGGCGCAAGAAGCCCAAGCUCAGGCCAUACUCUCCCAGGCCAGAUUGGCCAUGAGGGGACCUCCGGGGCCGAUGGGCUUGACAGGAAGAUCGGGGCCGGUGGGCCUGCCAGGUUCUACUGGGCUGAAGGGUGAAGGCGGAGACCACGGUCCUCAGGGUCCCCGUGGUGUUCAAGGGCCUCCCGGACAAACUGGGAAAGCCGGAAAAAGGGGCCGUGCAGGAGGUGAUGGUGCACGCGGCAUGCCUGGAGAGUCAGGCAGCAAGGGUGACCGAGGCUUUGAUGGACUUCCUGGACUGCCCGGUGAAAAAGGACACAGAGGCGAGCCCGGGCCAAUGGGACCCACAGGUGCUUCUGGAGAGGAUGGACAGAGGGGCGAAGAUGGAGAGAUUGGGCCCCGAGGGUUGGCUGGCGAGAGUGGUCCAAGAGGUUUAUUGGGACCCCGCGGUUCCCCGGGACCCACUGGAUCACCUGGUGUCGCUGGAGUUGAUGGGCCUCCCGGUCCAAAAGGAAACAUGGGGCCGCAAGGAGAACCCGGACCACCAGGUCAACAAGGCAUCUCAGGGACUCAGGGUCUCCCUGGUCCCCAAGGCCCUAUUGGACCACCCGGUGAAAAGGGACCGCAGGGCAGGUCAGGUUUACCUGGGUUACCCGGGGCUGACGGACCCCCUGGUCAUCCUGGUAAGGAGGGUCCGACCGGGGAGAAAGGAGGCCAAGGUCCGGUGGGUCCACAAGGUCCCAUUGGUUAUCCUGGCCCUCGUGGUGUCAAGGGUGCCGACGGUGUCCGGGGGCUGAAAGGUUCAAAGGGAGAGAAGGGUGAAGAUGGCUUCCCUGGCUUCAAAGGGGACAUGGGAAUCAAAGGAGACCGGGGUGAGCUCGGAAUGUUGGGGCCCCGCGGAGAGGACGGUCCUGAGGGUCCGAAGGGUCGAUCUGGCCCCAACGGGGAGUCGGGUCCCCUCGGUCCAGCUGGAGAGAAGGGUAAACUGGGAGUUCCAGGAUUGCCGGGAUAUCCAGGAAGACAAGGACCCAAGGGCUCAAGCGGUUUCCCUGGCUUCCCUGGAGCCAACGGAGAGAAAGGUGCCAGGGGUGUUGCAGGCAAAGCUGGUCCGAGAGGGCAAAGAGGUCCAACGGGUCCUCGUGGGGCUCGAGGAGGCAGAGGUCCAACUGGAAAGCCUGGCGCAAAGGGCACGUCGGGCAACGACGGUCCUCCGGGCCCGCCUGGUGAGAGAGGUCCUCAAGGACCUCAGGGACCAGUGGGUUUCUCUGGGCCAAAGGGGCCACCUGGACCGCCUGGGAAGGACGGACUGCCCGGACACCCUGGCCAGCGUGGUGAGACAGGUUUCCAAGGAAAAACGGGUCCACCAGGGCCAGGAGGUGUUGUUGGGCCCCAGGGACCCACGGGAGAGACCGGUCCAGUCGGUGAGAGAGGCCACCCCGGACCCCCUGGUCCACCUGGAGAGCAGGGUCUCCCUGGAGCUGCUGGCAAGGAGGGAGCAAAGGGAGACCCCGGACCGCAGGGUUCAUCCGGUAAGGACGGUCCUCCCGGCCUCAGAGGCUUCCCAGGAGAGAGAGGUCUACCUGGCGCCACGGGUCCAGCGGGUCUGAAGGGGGGAGAGGGUCCCCCAGGUCCACCUGGUCCUGUUGGCUCUCCUGGUGAGAGAGGUCCUGCCGGUUCAGCCGGGCCAAUCGGCCUGUCGGGUAGACCUGGCCCCCAAGGUCCCCCGGGGCCUGCUGGGGAGAAAGGUGCACCUGGAGAAAAAGGGCCCCAAGGUCCAGCCGGCCGCGAUGGCGUCCAGGGUCCUGUGGGUCUGCCCGGCCCUGCCGGACCCCAGGGUCCACCCGGAGAGGAUGGCGAUAAGGGAGAGGUUGGAGAACCUGGUCAGAAAGGAAGCAAAGCUGAUAAGGGCGAGCAAGGUCCUCCUGGACCAGCUGGUCUUCAAGGUCCCAUUGGUGCCCCGGGUCCUGCUGGAGCUGAUGGAGAGCCCGGUCCCAGGGGUCAGCAGGGUAUGUUUGGACAGAAGGGAGAUGAAGGCGCCAGAGGUUUCCCCGGACCACCUGGUCCCAUCGGCUUGCAGGGACUUCCGGGGCCUUCUGGUGAGAAGGGCGAGAACGGUGAUGUUGGCCCCAUGGGCCCUCCUGGUCCCCCAGGUCCUCGAGGUCCUCAAGGUCCAAGUGGAGCUGAUGGUUCACAAGGUCCUCCUGGCGGUGUUGGUCCUGUGGGUUCCGUGGGAGAGAAGGGUGAACAAGGUGAGGCUGGGAACCCAGGACCACCUGGAGAGUCUGGUACUGGGGGACCCAAAGGCGAGAGGGGAGAGAAGGGAGAAGGCGGACCCCCUGGUGCUGCCGGACCUGCAGGCGCCAAAGGACCCCCUGGAGAUGACGGUCCAAAGGGUAACCCUGGGCCCGUCGGAUUCCCCGGAGACACGGGUCCCCCUGGAGAGCCAGGUGUUGGGGGAACAGACGGAGAAUCGGGAGAAAAGGGAGAAGAUGGUGAGGCUGGUCAGCCGGGACCUCCGGGUCCAUCAGGUGAAGCCGGUCCACCCGGACCCCCGGGCAAGCGUGGACCUCCGGGAGCUGCUGGUGCUGAAGGCCGACAGGGAGAGAAGGGCGCUAAGGGUGAAGCCGGGUCUGAGGGUCCAGCUGGUAAAACGGGACCCGUCGGGCCUCAGGGACCUGCCGGAAAGCCUGGUCCGGAGGGUCUACGUGGAAUCCCCGGCCCAGUUGGUGAACAAGGACUGCCCGGCUCUGCAGGACAAGACGGUCCGCCUGGUCCCAUGGGUCCUCCAGGACUUCCCGGUCUGAAAGGUGACCCAGGCUCCAAGGGUGAAAAGGGACAUCCAGGUCUGAUCGGUUUGAUCGGACCACCCGGUGAGCAAGGAGAGAAGGGAGACCGAGGUUUGCCCGGACCCCAAGGUUCACCCGGUGGCAAGGGAGACAAUGGUAUCGGUGGGUCGUCAGGUCCUCUCGGGCCCCCUGGACCCCCUGGUCUACCUGGUCCUCAAGGUCCUAAGGGAGCUAAGGGUUCAUCUGGUCCAGCCGGCUCCAAAGGAGACACAGGUUCCCUUGGUCCUCCAGGUCCUCCUGGCCCGCCAGGUGAGGUCAUCCAGCCUCUACCCGUCCGCUCCCCCAAGAAGACCAAGCGCUCCAGCGACAUGCAGUCCGACGCCGCCGGCACUUUUAUGGACUACGGCGAGGGCAUGGAGGACGUCUUUGGCUCGCUCAACAACCUCAAGCAAGAUAUUGAGCGUAUGAAAUACCCCAUGGGCACGCAGAACAACCCAGCCAGGACAUGCAAAGACCUGCAGCUCAGCCACCCAGAAUUCCCUGAUGGUGAAUACUGGAUUGAUCCCAACCAAGGUUGCUCAGGGGAUUCCUUCAAAGUCUACUGCAACUUCACGGCCGGAGGAGAAACCUGCAUCCACCCCGAUAAGAAGUCCAACGGGGUCAGAAUAUCUUCAUGGCCUAAAGAAGUUCCUGGGUCUUGGUUCAGUGAAUUUAAGCGUGGUAAAAUACUUUCCUACGUGGACGCGGAGGGCAACUCCAUCAACUUGGUGCAGAUGACCUUCCUCAGACUACUGACCGCUUCGGCCAGGCAGAACUUCACCUACAGCUGCCACCAGUCCGCCGCCUGGUACGACGCCGCCAGCGGCGGCUACGACAAGUCGCUGCGAUUCCUGGGCGCUAACGACGAGGAGAUGUCGUACGACAACAAUCCCUACAUCAAGGCCCUCUCAGACGGAUGCGCGACGAGGAAGGGCUACGGAAAGACUGUGAUGGAGAUCAACACUCCCAAAAUCGAUCAGGUCCCGAUCAUCGACGUCAUGUUGACCGACUUCGGGGACCCCAAUCAGAAGUUCGGCUUCGAAGUCGGGCCCGUCUGCUUCCUUGGCUAAAUAAAACCACACGAGAUAAGGAAACCAAAAAAAAAACAAAAAAAAAGGACUUGAUGGGGACUUAACCCCUCCCCCUCCCCCCUCCCCCUCCCCCUCCCUCCAUUUCCUUCGCCACAUGCAAGUUUUGAACGAGUGUAGCAAACAUGUCCUCUCCGUGUCUGUAUGUUGCACAAAAAGGUGAAGGACAUUUCGCUGAGGAGGUGAGGCGACACAGGUGGACACGGACCUCCUCUCUGGAUCUGAAAGGUGCUGGACCGGAACCAAUGGUGCUUGUUUAAAGACACACACACACACACACACAUACUGGUUAUCAUUUGGAAUGGGGACCAAGUUUUUGAUCAUGACUUGUGGGGACCGGCCUUUCUACAGGUUGUGGAGGCAUAACAAAAAUGAGUUAGCUCGUACACGUCUUUAAAUGUCUGGAUCGAUGAAGUAAUGUGCUGAUCAUUCUUACCGGGGACCCUGGGGAAAAAGACUUCAUAUGGUUCAUGGGGACAAAAAUGUAAAUAAUUUUGCAUAAUUCACACAAAUUUGUACGUUUACUACUGAGGACCAUUUAAAAAAAAGCAGCGAGUGCAGUACCAGCUACAGCCCGAUGAGGGGGCUGCUGUGCAAAUGUCUCACACUCAAACUAACCAGUAAACAUGUUUUAUGGGCCAAAGCUUAAAAAUCACUUAGGCAUCUUCAGAAUGGAUCUGACUAUCAUUUAAAAAGGUUUCCCUUUUUUUUUUUGUCCCCAUACCGUCAGAGGUCCCCUACAUUUGACUGUGUAAACAGAGCCAUGUCCCCAUUAAGUAAGCAUUGCCAGAUCUCACACACACACACACACUAUCACGCAUACACACACACACAAGGGUGCUAAGAAAAGGAAGAAUAAUAAUAAAAAAAAACUGUAAUUAUUUUGUACAUUACUGUUAUUUCUGAAUCCACUUUCAAAACUUGCAUGUGCAGUCACAUUUCUCGGCUCUUUUAUUUUGAAGUCCAGCCAAUAAAGUGAGCGUCCAAGCCAAAUGUAGACGUUGCCCUUUGUAAAUAUCGACGGUCCAAAGCUUGAGUUCCAAACAACCACACACUCACGUCAUGGCAUUCAUUUAAUUAAUUUAAUUCUAUUGUUGUUGCCUUUUUUUUUUUUCCUGUUUUUAUUUCCUCUGACAGGCUUUUCAUUUUGGUUUUAUACCUCAGACUUUCUUGAUUACCUUUGGGGAUGCAAGGAUGUUGUAUAUACCUUAAUUAAGCAAGUACGUUGAUAUAUUUUCGGUGGGGAUUUUUAUGUUUUGUUUUGUUUUGUUUUUUUCUUCCAAAGAGGCGGUCACGCAACUGCUGAACAUCCACUGUUCCCAAAAAAAACACACUUCUGUGAAUGCAAUGAGAAGGUGACCCGUUUUUGUAACUAAAGAGAAAAUGUUUUAAUGUUGCUUUUUAUAGUUCAAUUAAAUAUUAAAACUGGAUUCUAAACAACAGUGAAAUGCACUUGUCAGUGGUUUGCGUUAAUACAUGCACCAAAUGUACACAAUGACA
Entelurus aequoreus (snake pipefish) is the source of this 7325-nucleotide messenger RNA. It is a transcript of the gene col11a1a, whose product is annotated as collagen, type XI, alpha 1a. The record is from RefSeq and is a predicted model, not a curated record. Gene Ontology annotation, molecular function: extracellular matrix structural constituent. NCBI's taxonomy places the organism in Eukaryota, Metazoa, Chordata, Actinopteri, Syngnathiformes, Syngnathidae.